Durusdinium trenchii is the source of this 411-nucleotide messenger RNA. The record is from the annotation of a GenBank genome assembly. NCBI's taxonomy places the organism in Eukaryota, Dinophyceae, Suessiales, Symbiodiniaceae.
AUGUUGUUUGCAGCUGUGAUUUGGGUUGUGCCAAGGCAGGCACCGCACAAAGCAAAUUAUGACGGGGAGACACCCCUGCUUUGCGCUGUGCAGAAGGGCCGUCGGAGCAUCCUGAAAGCCCUCCUCUCCCACCGUGCUGGUGCUGCCAGAACCUCACCACAUGCGCCUGUAAAAGCCGGAUGUGGAGGAACUUGGCCAAAAUUGAGUUGCAUUGCUUCGCACUUCGGGAUAAUGCCAACAUGUGCACCAGACAAAAUAUACCAAAGCAUUUUUGCAAAAGAAGGGUCGGGCUCGGGCUGUUUGGUUGCAGUCACCAGCGGCCUUUCCGACCAAAACUACAUUGAAGCCCAUAUUGUAGCAAAGACCAGGGUUUGGGGAUUGUUACAUCUCUUGCGUAGUUCAGGGCGUUAA